UUGUUGCGUUCGUAUUCGUAAACGAAUAGAGCCAGUUUGUAUCUAUUAAACAGUUUAUUUAUUUAAUUUGACUUGUCUAUAAUAAUUUCACUGUAUAAAUAUUUUUAUUAUUUAAAAUAUGGAUGACAGCAAUAUUCCCAUUGAUAUAAAUAUAGGGAAACUACAGGAUUGGCUGGUGAGCCGUCGGCAUGUGAAUAAAGAAUGGCAGAAGAAUAUAUUAGCAGUAAGGGAAAAAAUAAACAAUGCUAUUCAAGAUAUGCCCGCUCAUGACGACAUAGCAGCAUUGCUAUCUGGCAGUUACAUCAAUUACUUUCAUUGCUUGAAGAUUAUUGAAAUCCUUAAAGAGACAGAAGCCGACACAAAAAAUCUCUUUGGUCGAUAUGGUUCACAAAGAAUGAAAGAUUGGCAGGAUGUUGUAAAGAGUUAUGAAAAAGAAAAUUUGUAUUUGGCUGAGGCAGCUCAAAUGCUGGUAAGAAAUAUUAGUUAUGAAAUACCUGGCCUUAAGAAACAGAUAGCGAAGGAGGAGCAGAUGCAAGCGGAAUGUGAAAAAAAACAUACUGAUUAUCUGAAAAAUGAAGCAUUGUGCAAGUCUGAAUUUCUGAAUCAAUGUAAGCAGCUAGGUAUACAAGGGGAAAAGAUCAAGAGAGAGUUGGUUGACAGGUUACAGGAAUUACCUGAUAUUUACGAUAAGAUAGGAAAAUCAUUGAAGCCCUUGCUCCCAGGCAUUGAGCUUUACGCAGCGUUCACAAAGUAUGCAUUAGGAGAUAGGGCAACAGAAGUACUACCUCUAUUACAGUAUAUAGUCGAGCACGGUAACACUACUGUUUAUGAAUGGAGCUACGGGGAACCACCCCUGAGUGUGGAGCCUGAUCCCAUUCAUAUUGAGUUUGAUGAUGAAGAACAUGCAGCUGGUGAUAAGAUUGAUUUUGGGGAUGCGGCCAUAGAUUUUGGCUCAAUAGAUGAUGCAGCAGGUCAGAUUGACUUUGGAGAUGGUGAAGCUGCUGCAGAAAUUGACUGGGGUAACAUUGACAAUGCAGGUGCUGGAGAUUUAGAUUUGUCAGUGAACAUGGCUGAUGUUUCAUUGGAUGAAUCUGGUAUAGUGGUAGAAGAUCAAGGCAUGGGUGGUGGGGUGGCUCGUGGGAAGGAUGCUCUCACGCUUCUGGACAAUCCAUCCACUAGGAACCAAUUCAUAGAUCAAUUGGUUGAGUUGGAGUCGUUUCUCAAGAUGCGUUUAUACGAGACGAACAUUAUGGAGAGCUCAGGUUUCUCAUUAAUGCCUCAGUUGCCCGUUGAGAGUGCUGAUGCACUGGUCGAGAUGUUGGCAGCUGUACAAGUGGCCGCGUCGAGACUCACAGCGCCUGAAGCUAAUCAUCUGCAUAAUGUGAAACAUUCGCCCAGAUACGUGGACGUGCUAACGGCUCAGCUGAAACAGAAGUUGUCAUUAUGCGAUAAGCUGUCGCGUUUAGCGUCGCGUGCGGCAGAACAACGCGAUGCGGCGGCGACGCGAGCGCUUCACCUGCGCCCUCUACUCAACAAGAUUAUAGAGAGGACUAGGGAGCUGCAAGCUAACAUUGAAAGUGACAUCUCAAAGAAGUACAAAGGUAGACCGGUUAACAUUAUCGGAGGAGUGAAGUUCUUAUAAGAAAAAAUGUAUAAAGUGUAUCUGUUUAUAAGUGCCGUUGAUUUGUGACAUAAUUAUAAUAUCUUGUUAUGUA
Molecule: messenger RNA, 1715 nt
Organism: Diatraea saccharalis (sugarcane borer)
Lineage: Eukaryota; Metazoa; Arthropoda; Insecta; Lepidoptera; Crambidae
Source: the annotation of a GenBank genome assembly